This is a messenger RNA of Megalobrama amblycephala (Wuchang bream), 2940 nucleotides long. RefSeq names its product ST6 beta-galactosamide alpha-2,6-sialyltranferase 2b (gene st6gal2b). The coding region runs from base 559 to 1893 and encodes 444 amino acids. Gene Ontology annotation, molecular function: sialyltransferase activity. The record is from RefSeq and is a predicted model, not a curated record. Lineage: Eukaryota; Metazoa; Chordata; Actinopteri; Cypriniformes; Xenocyprididae. The transcript has 7 exons.
CAAGAAGCGCGCGUCCCCGAUGAUGUAAACGCACUGAACAAUAGUGAGCAUCAGAGCGGACACCGCGUGUGCGCCGGGAAAGACAUCGCGCGCUCUGGCACUGGAUACUCUGCAUAUUUUGAGCAAAAGAAAUGGCGUGGGAAAACACACUGGGAUGAUUCGGUAGUCGUCUGUCUUUAGUUCUCUGCACUCAUUAGAUCUGGUCCCAGAGUUUUGUGCUGAAGUGCGCGUGACUUGAGACAAUAACAUCCUGGUUGCGUAGGCAAUAGCGAGCUGACAAAGAUGAAAGUAAUGACAGAGAGAACGGCUCUGGUCCAGUUCUCUGGCGAGGUAACGGUACAAUGGAUUAACGUUUUAGUGUAGUUAAUGUUCACAUUUGGACAUUUAUGACUGUUUAGUUUUGUUGAAUACAAACGGAGCGGCGCGAGGGGAAUGCAGCCGCGCGACUCGAACUGUCUUCAGCUGCAUGGAUUGCCUUUGCUGGCGUAGGCAUUUGUUUCUCUCAGUGGUAUUGGACACAGGCCAAGUUUGAAGGACUAAGAGGCAGCAGGGUGAGUGAUGUGGAACAGGGUGAUGAUAGUCAAGGAUUCUCUAUUGCCGUCCCUACGGCAUAUCAUGAAGAAGUCUGCUAAACCUUUCCUGCUGUUCCUGCUGGUCUGGAUGCUGCUCUUCUUUCUAGUCUUUUCCUACUUCACUGAAUCCCAGGUGAACCAGUCCCAUAGGACGACUUCCCUCCUCAACUCUGAAUCUCAAUCCCAUGUUCAGCGUAGUUCCCGGGCCAUCAUGGCGUCCCGUAAUGCUCGCUGGGAUUUGUUUGCGGAGAGGAGGGGUCCUUUCCAGCGCAGGCAAGUGUUUCAACCUCGUCGCACUAGAAAAGAGUUUCAUUUCAGAGAUUUUGGCAAACGUCAGCCGGAGAUUAAGCCUCCUGAAACGGACUUUUCCUGGUCGGUGGUCCGUGGUCUGUGGAAGGGACAGGUGUCCUACAAAUUGCUAAGCCAACGACUACAGGAAGCCGUCAAGGACCAUGUUUACUCUAAUAAGCACAAAGUUCACUACAAAGGCCAACGUAAAGCAAACAAGGGUAGGGAGGAGAUACUGUGUCAGAUGAAAGAGCAAGCUCAGCUCAGGACUCUGGAUGGCACUGAACAGCCCUUCGCUCGCCUAGGUUUUCAACAGCUGGUUCCUCCUCGACUGCAGCGGGCGUACAGGACAUGUGCCGUGGUGACUUCAGCAGGGGCGAUUCUUAACUCAUCACUGGGGCUUGAAAUUGAUUCCCAUGAUGCUGUGCUGCGUUUCAAUGCUGCACCCUCCAAGGGCUAUAAAAGAGACGUGGGCAGCAAGACAACCAUUCGAAUCAUGAACUCUCAGAUUCUAGCAAACCCCAAACACAGAUUCAGCAGCAGUUUGCUCUAUAAGAACAUUACCUUGGUAGCCUGGGAUCCUGCUCCUUAUAACAUUGACCUGAAAAAGUGGUACCUGCGUCCCGAUUAUGACCUUUUUACUCCAUACAUAAAUCACAGGAAGAAAUUCCCUGAGCAGCCCUUUUAUAUCCUGCAUCCUUCUUUUAUCUGGAAACUUUGGGAUAUUGUGCAAAGCAACACACGGGAGAACAUUCAACCGAACCCUCCUUCCUCAGGAUUUAUAGGUAUAGUCCUGAUGAUGAACCUUUGUGAGGAGGUCCAUGUGUACGAGUACAUUCCUUCUAUCAGACAAACUGAUCUGUGCCACUACCAUGAGACGUAUUACGACGCAGCCUGCACAUUUGGGGCAUACCACCCUCUGCUUUAUGAGAAACUGCUUGUCAAGCGCAUGAGCACAGCUUCUGAGGAGGACCUCAAGAAAAAAGGAAAGGUCACACUGCCAGGAUUCAGUAAGAUCAACUGUCCGCUGUAAUUUAAAGACUCUAACAUAUGAAAUUGUACAGGUCUUCAAGACAGUACGACCCCAUCUGACUUAAACUGACACAGACUUUUGUCAUCUAAUAAGGGUUUUACCUAUAGUUCUUGUAACAAUCUGAGACAAGACAUUGUACUGAGGAGAAUAAUUAACAGCACUUUCACAGAAGUCUUGAAGGGAGGCAUCCUCUCAUAAAGCCCUUAUGCUAAAAGACAUUAAAUCUAACACUGGCAACAGUCAGAACUGAUCUGAACACUGAAAUGAACACACAUCAGAUUGUAAAUAUGAUGAUCCACUUACACCAUUUCCUGAGUGGAAUCAAAUUCUAGUUUGCGUUCUAAUUAUAACAAAGAAAAAAAGUAUGAAAAGAGGAUUGAGGAAGUUUUAAAUUUCCCAAAUGUCAUUUAAAGCUGCUCGCAUUUUGUAAAGAAUGAUUAACUUUUUUUAUUUGACUGUUUAAUGUGGUAAGCUACAGUAUGAAAUGAGUCAAGAUGGAAAGAGAUUUCUCCUUUUUGUCUAUCUGUGCUGUACUCAUAAUGUUUUAAUCGUUUACACUUCUCUUCAGUUAAAUGACACUUAAAGCUGUUAUUUUACUAUUGAGCCACGAUAAUUCGAUUUUAACUGUAGAGAAUUGAUCAAUGUAAUUUUUAAAUGUGUUUUAUAAAUUAUUCUUUUCAUAAUCUAAAUCUUUUUUGAAUGUGCACUACUACUGACAGACCUCUCUGAGAAGUUGAACUGACCUUUGUGCAUAUCAUUUCUAUUAUCUUUUUAAUCUAGUUGUUAGUAAAAAGUGGGUACAUGCAUUUCAAAAACCUGUAAUAUAUUUUCUCAGAAAGUGUUGUUUUAAGCUGCACCAAAACUUAUCUGCUGUUAUUGUCUAAAGAACUUCUUUAAGAACGUCUAAAGAACUUUCAGUGGGGUAUAGUAUUAUUUAUCAUUUCUGACAAUCAAUUCAGUACAGUUCUAUAGGCCGGUAAUUUGUUCUUCAUUGUGGAUGUAGGUUUACACUGAGUAAAGAUAAUAAAAACAAUGUAUUUUGUGGAA